AUGUCUUCAUCCAUGAAGAAUGCUUACAGCGAUAUCAAAAAGGACGGAUGUGGCGGUAUUCCGACCAGAUUUGUGGUCGUUUUGGUGGCCGCCAUAUCCAAUACGCUGUCGUACACUAUCCGCACUAAUAUGAGUGUCACUAUUGUAGCCAUGAUUAAUGGGACACAACUUCGGGAGAUAAACGACAAUAAUUAUACGCAUAGUGUUGUCGUCGACCCGUCAGACACCUGUCCCUACAGUAGCGAAGAGCAGAAAUCGCAGGACACGAUGGGAGCGUUCACCUGGUCAGAAUCGAUGCAGGGCCACAUAUUGGGCAGUUUUUAUUACGGGUAUAUUGCCACUAAUAUUAAUGGCGGACAAAUGGCCGAUAGGUUUGGUGUGAGAUAUUUAUGCGGUUUUGUGACACUUUCAUCGGCUAUAUUGACAUGUUUGACGCCAAUUGUCUCGUAUUGGGAUCCCAUAGCACUCAUUAUACUCAGAGUGAUUACCGGAUUAGCUCAGGGCAUAUUAACGCCGGCCAUCUAUGCACUACUGGCCCAAUGGAUACCCCGUCACGAGCGAGGAGUGGUGUUGGCGCUGAUACAAGUGGGCGGCAAUUUCGGUGCCGUCAUAGCGAUGCCUCUGUCGGGCUAUCUGUGCAAAAACGGUUUCGCCGGCGGCUGGCCCUCAGUCUUCUACGUGAUCGGCAUCUGCGGUGUGCUGUGCUUCGCGGUGUGGAUGUACUGCGUGUACGACACACCCGCACAACACCCCCGCAUAUCCGAGUCGGAGCUCAGGUUAAUCACGCAAAACAUAAACGUGUCGUUUCUCAACGCCGAAAAGGCCCGCAAAAAGGUCAUCCCCUGGAAGGCCAUCGCCCUGUCGUUGCCGAUGUGGGCCAUAGCUGUGGCCAAGUUUUGCGGCGCGUGGGGUAACCUUAUGCUGAUGUCCAAACUGCCCACAUAUCUCGAGUCCGUACUUCACAUGUCCAUCGAAAUGAAUGGGAUAAUAACAGCCGUAGUGUACAUAGCGUUGAGUAUAUCUCUGACUGCGUGUGGUUUCUUCAGCGAUUGGAUCGGACAGAAGAGACUCAUCGACGACACGCUUUCCCGAAAGAUCUUCGAGUCGAUAGCAUUGGGCGGACCCGCCAUAUGUCUGGCACUCGUGCCUCUCGUCAAAUGCGACCUCACUUUAGUGAUUGUCCUUUUGGUGAUUGCGAUGAUUAUAUUUGGUCUGAACGCAGGCGGCGAUAAACCAGUGGUGGUGGACAUCGCGCCCGACCACUCGGGCACCAUCUAUGGCAUAACCAACGCCAUCGCCAGUUUGCCCGGCAUUCUGGCCCCGCUAUACGUCGGCUACUUCUUGGAGGGCAGUUACGGAAGUCUUAAGCAGUGGAAUAUAGUGUUCUACUCGUCCGCCGGUUUCUAUCUCUUUGGACUCGUAUUCUUCGUGAUCUUCGGAACGGCUCGACCGCAGAAGUGGGGCGUAAUGGAGGGCCGAUCGCGGGGACCGACGUUCGCCAGGUCUCGGGCGCCCACAUAUGCCUCCAGCUAUAAGAACGUGUCGGCGCCGACCACUCCUCGAUCCGUACUCAAGACAAUCAACUCAACCAAUGGUGCCAUCACUGGAUCGCAUCCCAGUGUCUUCUCGAUUACGUUCGCCGAAACAAAUCCGCAAAACAAUGUCAACGGAUCUCAAACUGCGGACGAAGUGGUGGACAAUGAGUUGAAUUACGACGAAGAAGAAGACGAGGAAAUUGAUUACAACCACUAUUUUAAAGAAAGACGUUUCAGUAUUUUUCCCAUCCCUUAA
Molecule: messenger RNA, 1791 nt
Organism: Medioppia subpectinata
Lineage: Eukaryota; Metazoa; Arthropoda; Arachnida; Sarcoptiformes; Oppiidae
Source: the annotation of a GenBank genome assembly